This is a messenger RNA of Colletotrichum orchidophilum, 213 nucleotides long. RefSeq lists its product as uncharacterized. The transcript has a single exon. The record is from RefSeq and is a predicted model, not a curated record. The coding region runs from base 1 to 213 and encodes 70 amino acids. NCBI's taxonomy places the organism in Eukaryota, Fungi, Ascomycota, Sordariomycetes, Glomerellales, Glomerellaceae.
AUGUGUGACUGGGAGGAAUUCCUCUUCACCUGCAACCACUCCGUUUUACGACUCAAGUCGUAUUGUCACUUCGCCCGCAACGACCCAAGCCACCAGUGCUUUGGUGUCAAGGUUCUUCGCAACUCGUGGCAGCAGAGCGUCCCGUGCGAUAACUGCAUCUUGGCCUGGCAGGAUCAGGGGCACCCGCAUUUCGCCGCCAAGCACCGCCGGUAG